UCUUUCCAAUAUGGCUGCCAAUAAGAAAAAGGAAAACAAAACACGUGUAAAAUCUAGUUCAUUAAAAUUAGAAGGAAUAAAAGAACUUGGAGGGACCGAGGAAGAUGUGACACUCUUGCAAGAUGUAGCAGACAGUGGUUCUGGGUCGGAAGCAGAAAGUGUUGCAGAUGAUGUCUCAGAUGAUGAUUCCAUCCAACAGGAUGAGAUUCAGAACUUUUUGAAGCAAUUGGAUAUUGAAAAGCAUAGGCCAAAAGUCAAAGGUUCCAAGAAGGCAGAACAUACCGAGGCUGCAAAUGAGGAUCAAGAACCAUCUACAUCAUCUAACAAGGUGGACAAGAAAGAAAAAAACAAAUACAAGGUUCAGCAUUCUGAAGUAUCAAGCUCAGUGAAGGACCCAGGAGUUGAGUAUAGGGCGCAUGUGCGGGCCUACCAGUCCAGAAAAUACCUGCUUGUGAAACCAGGAGAGUACUUUGAUACAACACAGGCCUCCGAGGGAGAUGGAAACCUGCCUGGACUGCCCAGUGAUUUGACGAGGCAGAUGGAAGAGUUUGCAGCCAAGCUUCUCAGUGAUGAGAUAGACGUCUACAACAAACAGCGAGAAAAUGCCAAGCGUUCAGAUGUGCAGUGGAUGAGGACUGUGCUGACGUCUGGUACACUGGCUGACAAGGUCGCUGCCUUGACCGUGCUGCUACAGGAGUCACCGCUCCACAAUGUCACGUACAUUGACACCCUCCUCAAUAUGGCCCGCAAGAAAAACCGGCGAGAGAACCUUCAGGCCGUCGAUACCCUUAAAGAGCUGUUUCUGACAGACAUAAUGCCCAGCAAUAGGAAGUUGAAAGCAUUUGCCCAGCAUGACCUUACCAGUCUGGGGUCUGCAGCAGGCUGGAACAGAGACGUGAUGGACAAACGUCUGCUGCUGUGGCAGUACGAGGCACAGCUCAAGUUGAAAUACACAGAGUUUGUCAACAUCUUGAAGACCUUAGCCCAUGAUGUGCUUCUGCCCACCAAACAAAAGGCAGUCAGCACCAUUUUUAACAUGCUUGUGGAGAAGCCAGAACAAGAAAAGUUGUUGCUGACCACUCUGAUCAACAAAGUUGGUGACCCACACUACAAACUUGCUGCAACUGUCUCUCAUCUGCUCACUAAACUGGUGGAGACUCACCCCAACAUGAAGACGAUAGUCGUCCGAGAAGUGGAGCAACUUAUCUUUAGACCCAACGUGGCUGAACGGGCUCAGUACUACUCAGUGUGUUUCCUCAAUCAGCUGAGACUGAGUCCCUCCCACAGACAGCUGGCGGCCAAACUCAUCAGCAUCUACUUUGCCUUCUUUAAGGGGUUUGUGAAGAAAGGUGAAGUGGACAGCAAGAUGAUGAGUGCACUGCUGUCAGGGGUCAAUAGAGCAUACCCGUAUGCAAAAUUGGAAGAGAAGGUAUUAUCGGAGCAGUUGGAGCAUCUGUACAAGAUUGUACACAUCGUCAACUUCAAUACCAGCCUACAAGCCCUCAUGUUACUGUACCAGGUGAUGGGAACAAGCGAGAGUAUCUCAGAGCGCUACUACAACGCCCUCUACAGGAAGUUGGUUGACCCGGCCCUUGCGACUUCUUCAAAGCAGGCGGCCUUCCUAAACCUCGUCUUCAAGAGCAUCAAGAUGGACGAAUCAGAGAGGAGGGUCAAGGCGUUUGCGAAACGUCUGCUGCAGGUGUGCAGGUAUCAGCAGCCUCCCUUCACCUGCGGGGCACUGGUGCUCUUGUCUGAGGUGCUGAAGGUGAAGCCAGGAGUGUUGACCCUGACCCACACAGAAGAGGACUCAGAUGACGAGGAGCACUUUGUAGACCAGCCAGCGCCUGACGACCCAGAUCAUACCAUCAAGCCUGAUUCAGACAGCGAUCAAGCCUCCAGUGACGUGGAGCAGACUGAAGCAAAACACAAACCUUCAACCUGGGUGCACAAGAAAAACCUGAACCACAAGACAGAGCGUAUGGACUACGACCCAUACCAUCGCAACCCUGCGUACUGUCAUGCAGAGAAUGCCUGUAUGUGGGAACUGCAGGGUCUCGCUGCACACUUUCACCCGACCGUGGCGCUCUUUGCCCGACAGAUUCUACAGGGUGAGAGCAUAGAAUACCCUGGUGACCCUCUACAGGACUUCACUCUGAUUAGAUUCCUCGAGAGGUUUGUCUUCAAGAACCCAAAAAAGAAACAGCAGGUUGAGGAGAAGUUGGGUGCCCUCUCUAGGGUGAAGUCUGAAGUGAGGGGAAUCAAGACCCUGUCUGUCACCAGUGACACCUUUGCCAACCUGGAAGAGAGAAUAGUCCCUGUUGAUGACGUAUUCCUACACAGAUACUUUCGCCAGAAAUUGUCAAGAAAGACGCCUGCAAGAAAGAGGAUGAUGACAGCGAUGGAGACAGUGUCAGUGAUUCUGAGUUUGACACCUUCCUGGAUAAAUAUGAGGGCAACUUGGACAGUGCUGAUGUUGAUUUUGACAUCGACUUCUCCAGUGAGUUUGGCAAGAAGAAGGGUGAUAGUCUUGAAGAUAGUGAUGAUGAAGAGGAAGAGGCAGAAGAUGAUGAUCUCUCUGAUGAGGAGGUUGACCUUGAUGAUGAUGAACUUGCAAAAGAGUUUCAAGACAUAG
This is a messenger RNA of Dreissena polymorpha, 2632 nucleotides long. Its product is annotated as CCAAT/enhancer-binding protein zeta-like. The record is from RefSeq and is a predicted model, not a curated record. The transcript is spliced from 26 exons. Gene Ontology annotation, cellular component: nucleus. Bases 11 to 2632 code for a protein of 873 amino acids. Lineage: Eukaryota; Metazoa; Mollusca; Bivalvia; Myida; Dreissenidae.